UGAAACUCCAAAAGACUUUCGAACAAAGAAAAUGUUAGAUGACGGAAUCCUGCCCCUUUUCUUUGUUCUUGGGUAUAAUAUAAAUGAGAGAUCCGCAUUAAUGGCUCCUUUCAUCAUUCCUUUCUUUUUCAUUAAACGAAACGAGAAAAAAUCAAACCUGUUGUCUCAAGGAAUAUAUCAGUACUUUCUUCUGUGUCUUGAAAUCUUCUAUAGAAUUUGAAACAAAUGAAACAGGAUCAAAGAAUAAGACCGAAAUUCACUUGGAUUGGAUUUAUAGCUAGAAUCUAUAAUUAUAUUCCGAAUCCUAAUUUAACGUCGAACAUAAUUUUAGGGAUCGCCUGGCUUUUUCUCAUUUUCCUCUGUUGUGGCUGCCUUUCUAAACCAUCUACUUUCUCUAAGAUCUUACAAAUUAAAUCUCCCAAGUCCACAGUAGAUGUUGGAUUUUUUGGGGUUUGUAGUAAAGCCUCCAAUGCCACCGAAAACAUUUGUCAUGAGCUCCGUCAUUGGGACGCUUCAAGCGGUAUGGCCUACCAUGCGGCACGCUUUACAUGGCUUCAAGUACAUCCAGUGCUGUUAGGCAUUGUUGUUUUUAUAGGGACCAUUUCUAUCGUGCUUACUAUUUUCAAGUACGUCUUUCCAUCCAAUAUCCGACAAUGGUCCAUUAGCUGCCUUUUUACCAGCGCAGCUGCUUGUUUCAUGCUUGCUCUUCAAAUGGGUUUAGCAAAUAUAUCUGCAAACUCCUACAGCGUUGGGUUGAACUUAACACACCAAGCAGUAUCCAAAGUCGGCGUACCUAGUGCUGUAUUUGGUUGGAUAUCUAGCGGUUUCUUUUUUUUAUUCUCUGUUUUGCAUCUUGGUUUGUGGACAAUCGAAAGAAACAAGAUAAAAUUACUGGAGGAAACCGCGCAAACCUUUAACAUUUAAACGACUUUGUAUACUUAAAUCCUGAAACUUCUGAACUUAUUCUUAUAGACUUUUCAUGAUUUCUCAUGUUAUCUUUUCUUCUGUUGACUGACGAUUAUACUUUUGGAUAUGAUUCAAAUCUUUUAUGACUUGUUCUUUUUUAUUUUUUAUUUUUUAUUUUUUUACAAUUGGGUGUUUUUAAAGUUGCUAACAAACUAAGCUUAAUGAAAUAAUAGACCGGUAUUCAUUCUAUACUUAGGAUUUCCAAUUUCAUCCUUAUUGAAAAAUGGAGAACAAUUAAUUAC
Schizosaccharomyces cryophilus OY26 is the source of this 1208-nucleotide messenger RNA. Its product is annotated as tetraspan protein Dni2. NCBI's taxonomy places the organism in Eukaryota, Fungi, Ascomycota, Schizosaccharomycetes, Schizosaccharomycetales, Schizosaccharomycetaceae. The coding region runs from base 226 to 924 and encodes 232 amino acids. The transcript has a single exon. The record is from RefSeq and is a predicted model, not a curated record.